AAUCGAGGUGCCGGAAUUUCCUUCAGAGAAGCGAGGUAGGCGCGAUAGCCUCCCGCUCGCAGGUGUUCUCCUGCGGAGGUCGCGUCGAUAAAAUACUAGCACAACAACGGCAUUCGCGAUGGUCAGCCUUGGGUCUGGGCUGGCAUAGGCGCGGUGUGGUGCUGGGUGCUGAGUGCUAGGUGGAGCUGGUGGCCUCCUUGGGGCUCGAUUUGUGAAGUCGCCGUCAUCAGGGCAGAACCGUGUCAGUCAACGGUCUACCGCGUUCCGCGUCGGGUGCAGGUGUCGAGCCUGGUUCGCCUCGUUUGUAUCUUCGGAGUACCUAGUGGUGUCGGUUGGGGAACUUCGCGUUUUUCUUCCAGAGGGGAGUCGCGUUUUUUGGGAAGUUUUUCUGCCAAUCUGCUCCCCGGCGGAGCCGUGUUGAUUUUAAUUAAACUUAAUUGCACUGGGAGUUUCUUUUUUUUGCCUAAGGGGGGCGGUGACGACGAGUGUGCAAAUGAAGAUAAUGGGUUGAGUAAUCAAUUUGGGGAGCUAUCGGGCCGACGAGCGGUGAAGAAAGAAGAAAUUUGUGUGCUCAAGUGUCCUUCCAAAGAAGGAUUAAACGAAAAAGUUUUCCUUUCUUCCGGGGAAAAGUUUGCGUUCUUCGCGAAGUGGUUUCAGUGAAGUGAAGUGUUGGAACGAGGUGCAAAAGCGUAUUCCGGCGAUUCAGUAAGUAUGCAAGUGUAAGUAGCGUAGUGAAUCUGUUUAGAUGUUGCUCAGAAAAAGUAUCAUGCAGUGAAGAUUAAUAUCUACCAGCAAUCAAAGUCCUCGCAUAGUUGACUUCUAGCAAGCAAGUGUAGUGUUCCUAAAGCAGUGAUAUCCCCCCCACCGUCGUCGUUGAGAAAAAUCUCCCCCCAAAACGCCACCGAAAAUGAAAAGUGCGAUCCAGUCGUCAACUAAAUGGAGGCGAAGAGCAAGCAGCGCACAUCCACAGUCCUUCCUCAGCCAACCUCGACAGGCCAGCCGCACCAUCAGCUGCUGCAUUCGCCUCCACUGAAACCCCCUGCGGCUGCUGGCUCAACUGUCGCCGCCAGCGUGGGCAAGCGAAAACCUUCGUCCCUUGCCAACCGAGACCAACAACUGCCGGGCAAACCGAAGCAUACGGUCAAGUUUAGGGAACACGGUGACCAGGAAAUCCUUGUGGUAACCGUCGAACCACCUUCCACCCCCACAACAACCGUAAGUCCUCGACCGUCGUCGUCCGCCUGUCAACUGCCGGCGCUUACCACCCCGACGUCGGAAUCCUCGGACCGUCCCGGUACAGCCACAUCCGCGCAACACCACCGGGGAACACCGUAUCCCGGCAAAAGCAAAAGUAGCGCGACAGGCGAUUUAAGACGACAGGAAAAAGCUAACACAACCGUUGAACAUAGCCGGCGGUCCCAGAGUGCAGCCCGGCGGAAGGCGUCUCCGUCGUCGGAGGGCCAGGCGUCCAGUGUCGUCGUCGCCGACCGCCCUGGCCGGCGGCAGCACGGCCAGCGACUUGCGGAAGGAUGCACGACGCUCAUGUACGCCUGCCAGCAGGGACUUACCGAGGAAAUUGUUAAGGAAUUGCGCGAAAAGCCGGACGUAGUCCACCGGCGGGACCGGAACAACCGCGGGGCCCUUCACUACGCCAGCAGCUCGAGGGACAUCGUGGCCGCGGCCAGCGUCGCAAUGGUGGCCCCGGAGCUGAUCGAACAGGCCGAUGAGGACGGGUUCACGCCACUGCACCUGGCCGUCAUCCAGGGCAAUCUGCAGCUGGUCAACCUGCUGCUGGCGAACGGGGCCGACGUGAACGCGCUGGACAACGAGGGCCACUCGGUCGUGCACUGGGCCACAGUAUGCGGCGAAGUGGAAGCCCUCCGGGUAGUGCUAUCAGCCGGUGCCGAUGUAUCCACUCCGGACAUCAACGGGGGCAGCCCGCUGCACUACGCCGCUCAGAUGUGCGGCGCCAACUACGAAGGGAAAACGGCCCGCGCUUCCGCCAAACUGGCCCUGGAAAUCCUCGGCACCCUGCUGAACCAUCCGGACACUUCGGUCGAAGUGGAGGACAAGGAUGGCCGCCAGCCGCUGCUGUGGGCCGCCUCGGCUGGCUCUGCCAAGGCUGUCCUGGCUUUGAUCAAAGCCGGCGCACAGGUCGAAAGUGCAGAUAAGGAUGGACUCACAGCUCUUCACUGUGCCGCUUCACGAGGGCACACGGAAUGUAUAGACACGUUGAUCAAUUUAUGUGGAGCGCACACCGACCAGAUAGAUUCUAAUGGGUGUACGGCGCUGCAUUACUCUGUGACGUUAGGUCAUGCGGACGCUACCUCGCUUUUACUCAAGCUGGACGCAGAUCCAAACCGUCAGGACAGGAAAGGUCGAACUCCGGCGCAUUGUGGCUGUGCGAAAGGACAAAUGGAAACGGUGAAGAUAUUGCAUAUGAAAAAAGGGAACUUGUGGCUGCGGAAUGCGAAAGGGGACUUUCCAGUUCACGACGCUGCCAGUUCUGGAAGGAGGCAGCUGGUACAGUGGCUGCUGCAAAUGAAGCCAAAGCACAUCAACACGCCAAGUAACGAUGGAAGAACACUUUUACACAUAGCGGCAGGACACGAUAACGUGGACAUGUGCAAGCUUUUGCUGGAAUCUGGAGCGGAGAUGAAUCACCUGUACAGACCAGCUAAGGGGUCGCCCAUGACUCCACUUGACUACGCGUUGGCGAAAGGCUUCCGAUCAACGGCAAAGUUUCUCCAGAUGCAAGGAGGUUUGCCGGCGAAUAAGUUACGCAUGUCUAGCCGACAGCAGAAAAUUCUUCCAGACAUAGACAAGGUGGAGCCAUUGAAGCUUACAGAGAAGGAAGAGUUGAUUGAUUUGAAGACUUCCAAGCGAUACGUAGUCUAUAUGAAUUCAAACUCCGAAUCGGAGAGCCAAGAGGAUCGAUCGCACCGAAAAAGUAGGCACAAACGGAAAGGAGGUCACCGAAGUCGUCGUACCAGUAGCUGUAGUGAUACCGUAUUCCUCUACAGGGAAGGCGGGGCAGAUAUAAGUCGAUCCCGAAGCAAUGUCGAACUGAACCGGACACAACAUCACCAUCACAGGCACCACCACCGAAGCAAUAGCUCCUCGUCGGCUUCCAGCAGUGAAACGUCUUCGGAUGAGUGCUGCAAACAUAUCAAACGAAAGCACAAGUGCUACAAGAAGUGUUCAUCCAAGUCGACGAGAUCGAAGGAUCGUUCCCACCGAGAACGGGAUCGUGAUCGAGAAAAGGAACCCAAGGAACCGAAAGAGUACGAGUUCAUGUAUGCGGAGCAACGGGAGACCGGCAAACCGAGAAAGCCAGGCGAACGAAUGGGAAGGAUUGUGCUGAAAGAGGUGCACAGUGGAUCAUCGGAGAACGAAUCGCCGGAAGGUGACAGACGGGGUAGCACAUUAAGGCUAGGCGGAAAAAGCGGUCCAUUAUUGACGGUUCCGCCGGAAGUAAUGGGAAUACUAGACGAACAAUCACUGCCGAAAACACCACCAAAAGCUGAGUUCAACAUCAGGAAGGAGUCGGAUACAAAGAGCGAUGGGAAGUCCUCGGAUACCAGUGUGAAGAAGGUGAAGAAAGGCAAGGGAAAUGGUAAAAAGGGUAAGGCAUCCGGGAAGGCACACGGGAAGAAAACUGAUUCGCCGAGUGAGGAGGAGUCGAAGGACAAACAAAAGAUUGUGACGGAAGCUGUGGUACAUCCAGUUCCGGAGACUAUGGUAAAGUCAACGGAAGACGAUGGAGCUGCUACGGACGCAACGUAUACAAUCGAUCAGAAAACAAAGUCUGAUAACGAGGGGUUUAGCGAAUCCGAGACUACAGAUAAAACAAAAGGGAAGGGAAAGGACAAACCGGAGACAAUAAUGGAAGCGAAGGAUGAGACCGUGCAGGAAGUUUCACCGGCGGUCCCUUUAGAGGUAAAGGAGGAGGUGGUACCGGCUCCAAAAAAGGAACGGCCAAAGCUAAAGUCAAGCAAAGACAGUAGCACCAGCCGAUCGAGCAAAUCCAAGUCGGAUUCGUCGGAGAAGGAGAUGCCAAAGCAAAAGUCCAAGCCGAAAUCGGAAGCAACUCCGGUGGUGGCAGCGCCAACGCCGCCGACACCACCACCACCGCCACCUCCUCCUGAACCGGAAGCAGAAUCACGCGUUGUACCAGAACCGGAGCCUAUUGUUAAGGAAACGUUAAUUGUUUCGGAAUCUUCCAAACAUGAGGAGGAAAAGGCUGUAGAAGCACCGGCUGUAGUGCCAGAGGCUGAACCAGCACCUCCUGUGACGAACGGAGAAGCAGUCGUCCCUCAAGAGCAGCCUGUGGAAGAACCAAAACCGGAGGCGGAACCAAGGCCGGAACCAGAACCAGAACCCCAACCAGAACAUCCAUCGGUUGAAGAGACGCCAACGGAAGAGAAAAGCUCUGAAGUGGAGGAGUCGCCUUCGAAAUCAAGCGAAGAUCAAAUUGAGCAGCAGCCACCAGAACCCGAAGAACCGCCAAAGCCCGAGCCAAGUGGAGAUCAAGUUUUACCUCCGGAGCCACCACCUAUGCCCAAGGAAGACUCCCCAAAAAAGGUUAGUUUCGACAGGGAGCGGCCAAAGCUGAGAAGAUCCGCCGAGUCUAUGGUAGAGCACGUUGAGGAAGAGGAAGUCCGAACGGAAGAAGAUGCUGUUGUACCACUGGCGGUGGCUGCAGCCGUUGACCAGGAAAAGGUCGAUUCGACGCGAAGUUUUUACGUCAGUCUUGCAGACGGGGAAGAAGGCGACGAGAAGAAAAAGCGAAAGCUGAAGAAGCGGAGAUCCAAGGAAGACAAAUUGGAUGAUGAGGCGCAGAGCAGCAAGGAUCAGGACUCCGGGUUUGAACCCAGCCCGCAAUCGGUUCGCAGCAAAUCGUCAGUGUUUGACAGGCCAACGAGUACGGCGGCAGUGUCCAAGAGGCCAGCAUUUACCAUGGUAGAGGAGCGAGCGGUCAGUUCAAGGCCGGAUGGACGGAAACCCGGUGACAAGAAUGCCGUCAACAUGACGACCGUGCAGCAGUCUAUCCAGCGGAACAUUCGGAGAUACUACAUGGAGAGAAAAAUAUUCCAACACCUGCUGGAGCUGAAAAGCCUCCAGAUUCGCUCGACCAAGGUGAACGAGAGUGCCCUGGUGAAGCGGGCCGUCGAUGACUACCACAAGUCGACGAUCGAGCUGGGCUACGAAACGGGCUCCACCUUGAAGCGGUACCCCUACUCGGAGUACUCGUUCAAGAACUUCGAACUGUUCCUGUACGACACGCUGAAAAGCCUGCAGAAGCGCGAGACCUACAACUUCCAGAACAUCUCCGAGGUGUACGACGAGGCGGAGCGUCGAUCCAGUCCGGAUGUAAGCCGCUAUGAACGAGCCCUGAACUGCACCACCAAAACCCAUCGCUGCCUUCAUGCCACCCACGCGUACACCGGUAUCCCUUGUGCAGCCUACAUCCCCAUGAUGAACCACCACACGAUGCCCAAGCUUGGAUUUGGCCCGUACAAAUCGUCGCCCAGUGGCGUUGGGAGCUUUUUCCUGCCGAAAAUCCUCACCAACCCGACGGAUCGGAGCUGCCCCGGGAGUAGUGCCAGCUAUCUGGCACCCAUCGGAAGCGGCGGCAGCGCAAGCAAGGUAGCCCUCGAGUUGACCCACGGUAGCAACAAACAAAUCAUAACACUGCCCUCGGAGAAGCUCGAUAACAAUAAGCGAUACUAUGUAACCUUCACUCUGAACCCUAACGAUAGCAAUGAACCGAAUCCUAGCUCUAGUUUAAGCAAUAGUCAUAGUAAUACCAGUAGUAAAAGUAGAACCGACCCGCCUGAUCCCGGCUCCUCUCGGGAGCCACCAGGCGGUACUGACCAUUUGUUGUUAUCCACAGGGAAGCCCGCGGAAGGUCAGCCUCACCAGCAACAGCAACAGUCCAACACUUUCAGCAACAGCGGCCAGCAACGGCCUCAGCCAGGGCACACUAGUGAUGCCCAGUAUUCUGCCGAACGGCCACAACCGCAUCAGCAACAGCAGCAGCAGUCCCACUCAAGCUCCCUUCCAGCUGUUGUAGAGGAAGACUCCAAUUUGGAGUCCAGUUCGGGGCCGUCCCCGUCGGUGUAGCACAUGAACAGCAAACGGCACUGCCACAACUGUUCCAAACAGUUGUAUUUGAAAUUUGUAUUUCUUUUUUGAAUGGAAAUUGCGGUCUUCUAGACGGAGACACUGUAGUGUUGAGUAUAACUAGGCUUUAUAAAUGUACAUUUGAAUCCAAGCUCUGAAUUGGCGUUUUGAAAUCGUAGAAGCUGUUUCGGGUCGACCUUUGCUGUCGGCCACGAACAGAAAUCGUGCAAUUUGUAGGUGAAUUAUCAAAAAAAGUGAUGUGAAACGUAGAGCUCAAAGUUAGUUUGUUUUGUUCUAUUUUCGGAUUGUCAAAACAUGAUUCUUGUGUAAAUAUGGAAAUAUACAGAUCUCUCUAUACAGUAAUGUUUGGCAAGCCUGGGUCUCACCUGGGGGAGCUAGAUGAUCUUUAAAACAAAAAGGCUGGUGUUUUCAAUUGAUGUUUGGCC
This is a messenger RNA of Aedes albopictus (Asian tiger mosquito), 6572 nucleotides long. Its product is annotated as ankyrin repeat domain-containing protein 12. Bases 937 to 6126 code for a protein of 1729 amino acids. The record is from RefSeq and is a predicted model, not a curated record. Gene Ontology annotation, molecular function: protein binding. The transcript is spliced from 8 exons. Gene Ontology annotation, biological process: protein localization to ciliary inversin compartment. Lineage: Eukaryota; Metazoa; Arthropoda; Insecta; Diptera; Culicidae. Gene Ontology annotation, cellular component: ciliary inversin compartment.